Messenger RNA from Physcomitrium patens, 2767 nucleotides. Its product is annotated as BTB/POZ domain-containing protein At1g21780. Gene Ontology annotation, molecular function: protein binding. NCBI's taxonomy places the organism in Eukaryota, Viridiplantae, Streptophyta, Bryopsida, Funariales, Funariaceae. The record is from RefSeq and is a predicted model, not a curated record.
UUUUUCCUUUUCCUUGUAUGUAUUCUAUUAUUCUACCAAGCUAGUUAGCUAGCUACGCUGCUGGUGCUUCUGCGCUACCAGUACUCACAUGGCGUGCGUACCGGAGGAGGAGCGACAGCGCAGGCCCAAUUGUGCCCAUCCCGGCUCUCGCUUCUCUGCAUCAUCAUCCGAGCCUGCCUGCGUGCCUGCCUGACUGCACCCAUUCGUUGUGCAAUAAACUAGUCACUCUCUCUCUCUCUCUCUCUCUCUCUCUCAGUGAAGGGAGCGGGGCACCAAGCUCUUGCUUUACCACGGUGGCCUUUGUCACGCGGCGUUUGUUUCGAGGCGCGCCGAUUCUGCUCCCUGGGAUGCACUUGGUUGUGGGUGUUGGCUUGUCCGAUUUUGACUUCGCAUGGUAGUGUUAGGGUUGGAGGUUAGCAUUGAUGGUUCCCCGUUUGCUUCCUUUCGAAGAUUCAUGGAAUUCCUCUCGUCACUUGCGAAGACAAUCGGAAUCGUCACUCGCUUAGCUUGGCUCCGCCAUCGUCUCGCGUUGAGGAGAGUUUGAUGUGUGGUUGUAGCUUUACCCAGCUGAACGUUUGUGGAUUUUGAGCACUGGCGGAUGAUGAGAUUGGUGAGUCUGAGAAAUACACAUCAACUUAUUCCGAGUGCGUUGCAGGGCUCCUCUGUUGCGUAGAAGCCGCAUGAGGGUCGUUCGUUCGUAAUUGUGCUUGGGGUCGGGGGUGCGGGGAAGUUAAAUUAUUGCAGUGUGCUGGCGUGACGUUUUGGGUACUGUUGGAUGCGGUUGAUGAACGUGUCCUGCAGUUCGAUUUUCUGUGGUUCGGAGUGAUUCAGCCAGGAACAGACGCUCAUGUACCUCGCCGAUGUGAUCGGGGGACAUGUCUUUAGUCAAUCACUGCAGCUCUUGCUUGAGAAAGAAAUCCUUUUCUGAAGCGGGCAAAAGCUCUGCUGUUCUUGCACUCCGACAAGCCAAAUGUAAUUAGCUGGUCUAAUUCACAAUGACGGCGCUAACAUGUUAAGCAAUCGCGAAGUUUGGAAGAGUCCUCGUGAGGGUGUGCAGGCGAAUUUUACAUUCGGGACUAGAGUUGCUGCUUCUAACUCAGAAACAGAGAAAAUGUGAUCUAAGCAUCAUGAGAUUCUUGUCCCUUAAGGUGCACAGGAAUCCUUGAUACGGAAAUCCUUUUUAUCGUGGUGGACACAACAACAAUAAUCAUCUAAUGACGCCGACCGAAUUGGGAAGAACCAGAUAAAGGAAAAGGGGACAGGCCGUCUCCGCAGCGUGCUGAUUGUAUUAUACCCCAGGGACUCCGUGGUGAUUGCUCUUACAGACAGGCAUGGCAGACUGUAUUUCCAAAGUGGAGACAACCACAAGGCUUGUUCAAUUGCGUGUGGACAGCCUCGGAACUGGCUGUUAUCGUCGAUCAGAUCCUUUCAAAAUCGGCCUCUGGAACUGGCAUAUACUCAUCGAGAAAAAGGCAUCCCUGAUCGUGCGUCUAUACCCAGAACAUUGCCGCAAGGAGCCAUCGCCCAUUGCCACUUUCACGGUUCGGAUUCUGGUCCGAGGUAGCGAUGGUCAACGUGUGGAAUCCAAGGGUUUGAUAGUUAGUGACAAGUUGCUUCGGAGCAGCUCUGAUGACUUCAUGUGGCCAUUAGAAUACUCUGUGGCAUACGGUAGAUUUCUUGUGGAAAUUGAAUUUCACGAUUUGAAAGUAGCAUCCUCGCAUAGUGGCGAUCCACAUUCUAUCUGGACAGGCGAAGAAUACUUACAAUCGCGAGCUGAGGUUGGUAUAGCCCGGUGCCUGUCUCGAAUGCUGGAAGAGGGUCUUCACACCGACGUGACGAUUUGCUCGGCCACUGGUUGCGUAGGCGCUCACCGCGCUAUCCUUGCAGCACGUUCCCCUGUUUUCGAUUCCAUGUUCUCCCACAACUUGAUGGAAAAGCAGUCCGCCACAGUUCGCAUAAACGACAUGUGCCUGGAGUCUUGUCGUGCGCUCCUCAGCUUUUUGUAUGGGAAUUUGAAAUACCCAGACUUUCGAAAACACAGGGUUGCCCUCGUGCGGGCGGCGCACAAAUAUGACAUCGUGGACCUGAAGGAGGCCUGCGAGUCGAGCUUAGUAGACGACAUCGACGGUAGCAAUGUGUUAGUCAGGCUGCAUGACGCAUGGCUCUACCAGCUCAAGGAUCUGAAGCGUGAGUGUUUGCGCUACCUGCUUGAAUUUGGUAAGGUCCAUGACUUGCGCAACGAGUUCGACGCAUUCCUGCAAGACGUCGACAAGGAUCUCGUAGUUGAGCUUGUGCAGGAACAAAUCAAACUGCUCAAAAUACAUGGCUUGUAAAAUAACUGUCGGUGUACCCUGCGUCGUGUCUUUCUCUCUACCCAUCUGUUGACUUCAAAUCGCACGAUAGAUUCAUUCCUUUCAUUAGAAUGUUGUCUUAUAUAACCUUUGAAUCGUUUCCUUCUCACAAAUUCUGUAGCAAUGCACCUCCACACAAUCUAUGACAUGUGAUUCAUUGUUGAUCAUAAUAGAAGAGGGUGUUAGAGGAAGAAGAUUGCUUGAGGAAGUUUGUGUAGAGAAUGGAGAAACCAAUAGAACAUCAACUUGGAAUUCAUUAAAUAGUGCAUCUUUUGAGGGGAUAGGAGGAAGAUUUUUUUACUUUAGAAAAAUUUGUCUUUAGUAUUUAGUAUUAUGAUUGUGUUUGGUUGUCUUUUGGAGAUAAGAAACAAUUGAUAAUAAUAAAAAUAAAAUAGCAUAAUAUGUAUUAUAACUAA